CUGGGGGAAAAUACAAGAGAUAGGAACAUCGCGCAAACAGACCUUAAUGGCGACCAGGAUUAUGACCUUUGCCGCUGCAGUGAAGGUCAUGACGAACCUUUCUAUACCUUUGAUAUUGGUCAUGUACUGCGGCAGCAUAGCUUAUGGUUGAAGUACAUGCCUCGCUUCCAACCAUAUUAUGCGGUCAAGUGUAAUAGUCACAAACUGUUAUUGACAGUUUUGGAAAUGCUGGGUUGCAACUUCGACUGCGCAAGCAAGAACGAAAUUGAACGUGUUAUGUCUUUGGGUGUGCCUGCCGAUCGUAUCAUUUAUGCAAAUCCGUGUAAAACCGCAAACUACAUUCGUCAUGCGGCCGCAUGUCGUGUCGAGAAGAUGACCUUUGAUAACGAGGAAGAGCUGUACAAAGUGAAGAAAUUGUUUCCAGACGCCACGCUCGUUCUUCGCAUCGCUGUUUCAGACCCUACAGCAGUUUGCCCAUUAAAUCUGAAGUUUGGAAGCGAACCCAGUCAGGGAGCCCCAGCUCUGUUACGAUUAGCAGCCGCAUUAGAGCUAAAAGUGGCUGGCAUAAGCUUCCACGUUGGAAGUGGAUGUCGCGAUCCCGUUGCUUAUGCUGUGGCGAUCGAACAUGCAAAAAAUCUUUUUGAUUACGGACGAACAUUGGGCCAUCCAAUGCACAUCUUAGAUAUUGGUGGAGGAUUUCCCGGUCACGAUAAUCCAGACGUUGUUGCAUUUGAAACGAUAGCUGAGAUAGUGAACAAAAACUUAGAUAUUCAUUUCGCCUCAGAUUCUAACUUAACACUGAUCGCUGAACCAGGGCGAUUUUAUGCUGAAUCUUCGUUUACUCUUUACUGUUCCGUCAUCGCUUCUACCCGUGUUUCCGCAGACCGAAUCACUAAAAAUGAGUCGAAUUCUAGCGAAGUUGGGUACAUGUACUACAUAAAUGAUGGUGUCUAUGGGUCUUUUAAUUGUAUUCUCUAUGACCAUUGUCAGCCAUCUGGUAAACCUAGUUUGGACUAUUGUUGGACAUCAAUUUGGGGUCCAACAUGUGACAGCUUGGAUCUGGUGGUGUCGAAAUGCAAAAUGGCACCAUUGAAUGAAGGCGACUGGCUAGUUUUCGGUAACAUGGGCGCGUAUACGUUUGCAGCUGGGUCAGAAUUCAACGGAUUUCCGCGUCCAACUAUGAUCGUCGUCUGUUCGGAAGAAGAUUUGUAA
Messenger RNA from Soboliphyme baturini, 1212 nucleotides. The record is from the annotation of a GenBank genome assembly. NCBI's taxonomy places the organism in Eukaryota, Metazoa, Nematoda, Enoplea, Dioctophymatida, Soboliphymatidae.